Molecule: messenger RNA, 1186 nt
Organism: Seminavis robusta
Lineage: Eukaryota; Bacillariophyta; Bacillariophyceae; Naviculales; Naviculaceae
Source: the annotation of a GenBank genome assembly
GGUCCAGGCAGUUAACCUGCCGAGGUAAAAAGCACGGACAAGAAACCGGCAGAACCCGAUCCGUUGCAUGUUGCAUGUUGCAUCCCUGUUGUUUCCCUGUUGCCUGCCCUCAACGAUACGGUAUCUCCCAACACCCCAUUGCCAUAAAACAAAGUUGGCUUAGCAUCACAUCACAACAGAAAAAGCAGAAUGGGAAACAAAUCCUCCACAGAAUCCUUGGUCUCCAAAGAUCCAGAUCGAUAUUUCCCAGUACCACGAGAACAGUACUUGCGAUUGGGUCUUGACUCCCCUCCUGAAAAUGGUUACGAUGAUUUUCUAAAGUUGGUUUGGUGUCGUGACAUGAAAUACGAAAAGCAGCAAGAGAAAAAGGCGGCCAAAGAAGGCAAGACCGAUGUCGUCAUUGACAAAAAGUAUUAUCUAUGUAUUGUUGGCACCUACGAGCCCUAUGGGAAGAAUGUCCCUCCUAUCAACCUGAAUAAACAUGGAUACAAGGCGUUACCCAAGUGGACCGAUCCAGAUCACAAGGAAGAGAUUCUGCGAAAUGGGUACUUUUUUCAAAAUGACGAAUUCAUAUUGCAGCACUACCCGCAAGCCAUCAAACCAGCAGAAGAUUAUCCCUACGUGGAGCAGUUCGUCAAAGGCUAUCAACAUUGGAACAAUGGACAACAACCAACCAAUGAUCAAAUACGAGAACACAAGAUAACGGUGGCAGUCUCGAUCAUGCGAGACAUCAGUCGCUUGGAAGAGGCCGGUGAGGAUGACAACGAAACUCUACAAAGAUUCAAGGAUAUAUUGCUAUCUAUGGAUCUUGAUUCGGAGCUGCAAAAAGAAUGCGAUAGUCGGAUUGGAGAAAAGAAGGAUGGCGAUGCUGCAGAAUAGGCCAUCUACUGCACUAACACCCAGGGUGUCACUGUGGUUGGCAUGACAAGUCCUUGCUUUUGUAGAAUUGAAAUGAAAUGAAUUCCGAAGACAAUCAACCUGAACCAAAGCUAUCCCGUGCAUUUUACUUGCGGCCUCUAGAAGGACAGCCAGCCGGAGGCUAGUGCCCUCAACUUGCAUUUUUCUAAAGACCAAGGAAGGGUUCUGGACCGGUAGCCUUAACCUUGCAAGGGAAACCAUGCCAUAUGUACGCAAGGGAAACCGCACCCUAUGUAUGCGACACUACCGGUAGCCUUAACCUUGCAAG